GGUCCUUUGCUUGUGACUCCAUAACAGAGCAGGAGGGUUUGGGUCCGCGCCAGUCUGCUAACAGCACCGGGACACAGCAGGCUUCUUCUUCUUCUUCUUCUUCUUCUUCUCCUUCUUCUCCGUUUGUUCCGCCGGCUCACCUCCCACAUCCUGCCGCCAUGUUUAAGACCAGUAGUGACGACCUGUUCCUGCCUUCCUACCAGGACGAGGAGCUGGUGGACAACCUGCUGUCCUGCGAGGAGUCAGAUGGAGAAGGAGGUGAAGGUCUCUCCUUGGCUCGGGCCCUGCUCCCCCUGGUGGAGUCCUCCUCCCCUCCGCUCCUCCCCUGGGUCUGCUCCACCCGCUACAAGACGGAGCUGUGCAACAGCUACUCCGCUACCGGUUUCUGCAAGUACGCCGAGCGCUGCCAGUUCGCCCACGGCCUCCACGAGCUCCACGUCCCGUUCCGCCACCCCAAAUACAAGACGGAGCUGUGUCGCACCUUCCACACCACCGGCUACUGUUACUACGGCAGCCGCUGCCUGUUCGUCCACAACGCCAGCGAGCGGCGUCCCGCCAUGCGCCGCCGCAAGAACGUCCCCUGUCGCACCUUCCGCUCCUUCGGCGUCUGUCCGUUCGGCACCCGCUGCACCUUCCUGCACGUGGAGGACGGAGCCGCCGCCGCCGCCACUAGUCCGGAGUCGCCUGAUAAUGGCGAGGAGAAGAUGCCGCCAACGGUUUCCAGCCCCCAGCUCCAACCGCAGUCCAAGGAGUGGAAGCCACGUGGCGCCCUGUGCCGCACCUUCAGCUCCUUCGGUUUCUGCCUGUACGGCACGCGCUGCCGCUUCCAGCACGGCCUGCCCAGCAAGAUGAAAGCCUACGAGCAGAGCGCCCUGCUGUCCCCCGCCAGCUCAGGACUACCUUCCCUCUCCUCCUCCUCGCCCGUUUCCUCCACCUCCUCCUCUCCUCCUUCAGCCUCCCCUCUCAACACCCCGCCCGCGGAGGCUACCGCCCACAACGCCUUCACCUUCUCCAGUCAGCACCUGAGCGACCUGCUGCUGCCGCUCGCCAUCCACCUGCAGCAGCUGGAGAGCAGCAAGGCCCAGGAGAUCUGGGACAACAGGGCGCUCUAACAGGGCGCUCUAACAGGGCGCUCUAACAGGGCGCUCUAACAGGGCGCUCUAACAGGGCGCUCUAACAGGGCGCUCUAACAGGGCGCUCUAACAGGGCGCUCUAACAGGGCGCUCUAACAGGGCGCUCUAACAGGGCGCUCUAACAGGGCGCUCUAACAGGGCGCUCUAACAGGGCGCUCUAACAGGGCGCUCUAACAGGGCGCUCUAACAGGGCGCUCUAACGGAGUGUCCUCGGGAGAAACUAAUCAGCACUGAACAACGCCACGACUUAAAUAUAUAUUUGUUUUAUACAAUUUUUACCCUCUUUCCCCCAGGGCAUUUGUGUAUAUAAUUUUUAUAUUUUUUUAUUUUUAAUUUGAGCUUGUCAGCAGGUCAAGCAGGACUUGAACUGUUCAGUUGCAGAUCAAGCAGUCUGGUAAAGUUUUGGACCGUGGUUUCUGAAAUCACUACAGUUGCUGCAUUGAUUGUAAUAAUUUUUAAACUAUUGUAAAUACAUUAAUGAACUGAGUAAAUGAUAUGUCUAACUCUGAAUCAUGAUUAAACUAUUUUUAAUCUAA
This is a messenger RNA of Centropristis striata (black sea bass), 1669 nucleotides long. It is a transcript of the gene cth1, whose product is annotated as cysteine three histidine 1. The transcript is spliced from 2 exons. Gene Ontology annotation, molecular function: metal ion binding; mRNA binding. Bases 159 to 1112 code for a protein of 317 amino acids. Lineage: Eukaryota; Metazoa; Chordata; Actinopteri; Perciformes; Serranidae. The record is from RefSeq and is a predicted model, not a curated record.